This is a messenger RNA of Caretta caretta (loggerhead turtle), 2920 nucleotides long. RefSeq names its product lymphoid enhancer binding factor 1 (gene LEF1). Gene Ontology annotation, cellular component: chromatin; beta-catenin-TCF complex. Lineage: Eukaryota; Metazoa; Chordata; Testudines; Cheloniidae. The record is from RefSeq and is a predicted model, not a curated record. Gene Ontology annotation, molecular function: RNA polymerase II cis-regulatory region sequence-specific DNA binding; DNA-binding transcription factor activity, RNA polymerase II-specific. Gene Ontology annotation, biological process: regulation of transcription by RNA polymerase II; canonical Wnt signaling pathway.
CAUUACAGAGACUGGCUCCCACUUCGCUCUGGCGGGCGCGCUCGGUCCGUCCCUCUCCACUUUCUGCCGGCCCCUGCCCCGGGAGAGAGAGACGCGCACGGGCCCCGGGAACUCGUCCUACAGGCUUCCAGCCGCGCCUCGCCACCUUCCCGUCGGCCAGCCCAGGAGAGGCGGGAGACGGUGCCCUGGGACCGCGCGCGCGUGGAUUGCUGGUGGCGCCCCUAAAGCCAGGGAGCAGCGGCACCUGGGGAGGCAAAAGGGGCCGCCGCUGCCGGGUGUCUCUCCUCCAUGGGGUGCUCCAUCCCCGGCCUGCAGCGGGCGGCUCUCGGCGGCUGGGCUGGCCCCCUUUAGGGGUUGUGAAUGCGGAGGCGCCUCGGGCCGCUGGGACGCCUCGAGAGAGAGAGAGAGAGAGAGAGAGAGAGAACUCUUCCUGGCUCGCGCCGCCCGCGCGCGCCGUGAUUUCAACACCCGCGCCCGGGGUUUUGCUUUUCCUCGUGGCUCUCACGCCGCCCGGGCGAGCCGGGCGCGGCGCAGAGGCGAGAGCGGCGCUCCGGGGAGAGCUCGGGCGGGAGAGGACAAAAGCAAAGAGUCUUGGAAUUAAAGAGCAAUUAUGCCUCAGCUGCCGGGAGCCGGAGGAGGCGGUGGGGGGGAUCCGGAGCUGUGCGCCACAGAUGAAAUGAUCCCUUUCAAAGACGAAGGCGAUCCCCAGAAGGAGAAAAUCUUCGCGGAGAUCAGCCACCCGGAGGAAGAAGGAGAUUUGGCCGACAUCAAGUCCUCUCUCGUUAACGAGUCAGAGAUCACCCCCAACAGCAAUGGGCAUGAGGUUUCCAGGCAAGGCCAAGCUCAGGAAUCCUAUCAUGACAAAGGCAGAGAACAUUCUGAAGAAGGAAAACAUCCGGAUGGUGGUUUAUACAGCAAAGGCCUAUCAUACUCUGGUUAUUCUGGGUAUAUCAUGAUGCCAAAUAUGAACAAUGAUCCCUACAUGUCUAAUGGAUCUUUGUCUCCACCCAUCCCUAGAACAUCAAAUAAGGUUCCAGUGGUGCAGCCUUCCCAUGCGGUUCACCCUCUCACGCCACUUAUCACUUACAGCGACGAGCACUUUUCACCAGGGUCACACCCUUCACACAUCCCCUCAGAUGUCAACUCAAAACAAGGCAUGUCCAGACAUCCUCCAGCUCCUGAUAUCCCUACCUUCUAUCCCUUGUCUCCUGGUGGUGUAGGACAGAUAACGCCACCUCUUGGCUGGCAAGGUCAGCCUGUAUAUCCCAUCUCGAGUGGAUUCAGGCAGCCCUACCCAUCCUCACUCUCAGUCGACCCUUCCAUGUCCAGGUUUUCACAUCAUAUGAUUCCUGGUCCUCCAGGCCCUCACACAACUGGAAUCCCUCACCCAGCUAUUGUAACACCUCAAGUCAAACAAGAACAUCCACAUACUGACAGCGACUUAAUGCAUGUGAAGCCUCAGCACGAACAGAGAAAAGAGCAAGAGCCGAAAAGACCUCACAUUAAAAAACCUCUGAAUGCUUUUAUGUUAUACAUGAAAGAAAUGAGAGCAAACGUCGUAGCAGAGUGUACUCUGAAAGAGAGCGCAGCUAUCAACCAGAUUCUUGGCAGAAGGUGGCAUGCUCUCUCCCGUGAAGAACAAGCUAAAUAUUAUGAACUAGCUCGGAAAGAAAGGCAGCUACAUAUGCAGCUUUACCCAGGCUGGUCUGCAAGAGAUAACUAUGGGAAGAAAAAGAAGAGGAAGAGAGAGAAGCUACAGGAGUCAACAGCAGGUCUUAAUAUACUGAUCAUUCUUCUCUCAAAGAAGCUGCUGGAGUCUUGGCUGCCUAGAGGUGGGAAAAGAAGUACUUUCUCAACAUGCAAAGUAAAGGCAGCGACGCCGGGACCCCUUCUGGAGAUGGAAGCUUGUUAAAACCCCAGGUGUGUCCUUCAUCUGUACAGACCACCCCCAGGGUCUUUCUAGGAGGUCGAAUUCACCAUGAUGUCACUGCUAAAGACACUGAAUCAUAAAGACAAUCACUGCCAAAACCCUUCACUACCACAGGACCCCAACCCUGAUUUAUAAAAAGGAACAAAUGAGCAUUUCAGAACUCCCAGGUCAGCAGAACAUCUUUCAUCUUCUCCUUGCACUCCUAAGCCUCUCUCUCUCCAUACUGAGUCGGCAACAGGUAGGUCAGCUGUCUCUGCCUGCUUCAGACAACUGAAUAAUGUAGACUAACAGCUACCCCCGUAUAGCACAUUGAAGAAUGGAAUUCAUCUGGUUGAGGAAGACGCUCACCCUUUUUUUAUUUAAUGGUGCAAAAGGAUCAAUUUUGUUUUAGCUUUAAGAAACUUGAAUGCUUUUAUAUUUUAACUUUUUAGUUUCUAAUGUCACUGGUGUAUAUUUUACUAGCUGUGAGCUUUUAAAUAAGCUUCAAGUAUCUGAUUUUUUUAAAGGGUUUUUUUUUCUGCCAGAGGAAAAAACCUGUAUGGAAAAUGUGGCUUUUUGUUAAACUAUUUGUAACAAAUAGUGGCCUCUCAGUCUAUGUAAUAGAGUGUCCUAGAGAACUAAAUAAAUGUAACAUCACAGUCAGCUGGUCAGUAGACAUGUCACUCCUGUUUCAUUUACACUCUAUAAACAUAAGCAAUACAUCCAGUAAAUUCAACUGCAGUGAGUUCUCACCCCUUUCCCUCCUCCUUGUAAAAACAAAAAGCCGAGCACUUGAAUUUACUUCACUUGUUCUGUAUUUGUAUCUGUUUGUUAGCCUGUUAGUGGGAUUUUAUGCCAGUUACUGAAAUGAGCAUCGAUGUACCCAUUUUUAAAAUAGUAAGGCACAGCCUUUGCCAAAAAUACUGUCAACUGUAUUUUUUUUGUCAUUCCAGUUUGAGUUAAUGUGCUGAGCAUUUGUUUUUUUAAUAAAAGCUUUGUAAUAAAACAUCA